Messenger RNA from Emiliania huxleyi CCMP1516, 1182 nucleotides. RefSeq lists its product as hypothetical. The record is from RefSeq and is a predicted model, not a curated record. The transcript has 7 exons. The coding region runs from base 1 to 1182 and encodes 393 amino acids. NCBI's taxonomy places the organism in Eukaryota, Haptophyta, Isochrysidales, Noelaerhabdaceae.
AUGUGGCACGGGCCCAACUCGGACGGCAAGAUUGGAGUGGAGCUCGCUGGCGGAGGCUCGGCGCGCGCGCUGCCGUCGUCGGCGCGGUACUACCACGCGCUUCGUGGGCCAAACGCGGGCGACACGCUCGCCACGCUCGCGUUCCGCCUCAACGCCGAGCAGGCGGAGGUGUGCCGCCGCGUCGCCGGCUGGUUCGAGCCGUCGGCGGCGGCGGCGCCAGAGGGGGCGGCUGCGCCCUCCCCUCCCUCUCCGGUGGUGCUGGUCCUGAUCGACCACGGCGAGGGCGACGCGCUGCUCCGCAUCGGCUCGGCGCGGCGCAUCGCGCGGCGGGUGCUGCCGCGCUCGACGCACGGCCGGCUCGCAAAGUCGGACGAGGCGGCCAUCCGCUCCGAGCUACAGGCGGCGCUGCAGCACGCGUCGCCCGCGGAGCGGCCAGGCCUGGUCGCGGCGCUCGAGGAGCUCACCUCGGGCCGCAUGGCUGCGCGCGCGCGCGCCGUGCGCGCCUACCCCAUCCUCGGCGCGACCUGCUGCGCGACGCGCCUGCCCGUCCUCGAAGGCGUCCGCGUGGCAGUCACCCUCCUCGACGAGUGCUCCCAGAUGAGCGAGCCGUCGUCGCUGCUCCCGAUCGCGCGGCUCGGCGCUGCGAGGCUGCUGUGUGGGGCCGAGCGCGAGGUGGUGCUCGUCUCAACCUGCCGGACGCAGAGCCUCGGCUUUGUGGCCGCGCCGCGCCGGCUGAAUGUGAUGCUCACGCGCGCCAGGAGCGGCCGCCGGCGCCAUCUCCUCGUCGUCGGCUCGAGCUCCGCUCUGCUGACGGACGGCCGAUGGGCGGCGAUCCUCGACGCCGCACAGCCGCUCCCCGACAGCUGCGCGCGCGGCGAGCCGCUGCCUCCGACCGACGCUUUCCACGAGGUGAUGCGGGCUGCGGAGGAGGCGGAGGAGGGCGGGCGGGGCGCCAGCACCACGAGCGGCGCGGGGCUCACGAGCGGGCAGCGCGCGCUCUACUCGUGCGACGGCGGGGCAUCCUCGAUGGAGGUCACAGUCAUCGCGCUGCACCACGACGACCCGGAGGGCAUGUACGCGACGAUCCGACUCCCAGACGGGAGGGAGAGGCACACGGAGGCGUCGAGGCUGCUGCCGCCCCCGGCGGCAGCAGGCGCUCGCGCGGAGUCGGCAGGCUGGUGA